Messenger RNA from Aricia agestis (brown argus), 2888 nucleotides. RefSeq names its product cyclic AMP-responsive element-binding protein 3-like protein 1. The record is from RefSeq and is a predicted model, not a curated record. NCBI's taxonomy places the organism in Eukaryota, Metazoa, Arthropoda, Insecta, Lepidoptera, Lycaenidae. Bases 560 to 2434 code for a protein of 624 amino acids. Gene Ontology annotation, molecular function: DNA-binding transcription factor activity, RNA polymerase II-specific; RNA polymerase II cis-regulatory region sequence-specific DNA binding. Gene Ontology annotation, biological process: regulation of transcription by RNA polymerase II. The transcript has 8 exons. Gene Ontology annotation, cellular component: nucleus.
ACCGAAACGCAGAUAGAGUGAUUAUUAAGAGUACGAACGCUAUCACCGCCCGCUACACUAGACGAGAAGUGCAAUGGUGACUGGCAAACCCCGUUCUGCAGCUUUCUUGGCUAGCUAGUAGCUACACUCCCACUUUUACCGUUAUCGACUACCCGUUCAUUUCGUUUUCGGAUCGGUCAGCGUUUGUCCGCUUUUAAAUAAGUCUCUCGUAAUCUAAUAAGUGUAAUAGGUAAUUAGGAUCAGUGUUACGGGUUGCCCCUGUGUUGUACGAGGAUUGCGUGACGGCGUAUGUGAGCGACUGAGCGACCCCGGCUCGGAGUCGAGCGGCGUAAACAAUCUCAUUACAGUGCCAGCGAGGCACCAUGCGGUCGGCGCCUUGCCAUAUGUACAAUACUCCCAGCAAUUUUUAAUACGAAAGUUACAGUAAUUUUCCUCAAAACAAACAGUAGUACUGUUUCCGAACAUAGUGUUGUGCGGUGACCUGUGACAGUGUUUUUGUGUUCCAUUUUAAUGGAGUUUCAGUGAACUUAUGUUUGAAUUAUAGAUAUAACUUUUCAAAAUGGAUAAAAAAUUAGAUCUACUCUCUCUGUUUGAGUCGGAUCCGUGGCAGGCGUCCGAUGAUCUCUUGGAAAAUAUUUUCUCCCUUGACGAAGGUUCUUUGAAUUUGUUGGAAGAAUCUUUGCCAGAUUUUAAUAUUCCGGAGAGUAUUCCACAGCCCGAGGGGCUCAGUAGCUCCAGCUCCGAUAGUGGACUCUCGAGUGGAUCUCUUGAAUGCGACUUCGAGCAGCAGCUGUCUCCGUACUUCAUCCAGGCGUGCGAGGAUGAGGCCCAGCCGCCGCAGCCGGCGGCGGACGACGAGGUCGACAUGGUGGACUUCGAGCACAACGUCAUGCCCGGCUUCCUCAACACUGACACAUUCCACACACCCAACAAAGUCGCAAGAAAACGUCGUAUGUCUCAAACACCGCCGGUUGUCGUCCAGUCAAAAGUCUCGAAACCCGCCGCCAGGGCGCCGACCGCAACCGCAACCAAACCGCAGCUGGUUGUGAAGGCGCAACCGCAGAAACCCGUCAAAGUGACCAACGUGCAAGUGAUCAACCCUCAGACGAAGGUUUACUCGAAACCGGUUGAGAGUGUGGCCCCGCAGCGCAGGGUUAUCAGGGUUGCGCCCAUGUCGGGAGGCAACCCAAGGUCCAUACUCCUACCGGUUACCAUCAAAGACAUGAAGGACUUCAAGUCCAUAAAGAUCAUCAACGCCGCAGACCUGAAAAACGCCUCGAAUAUCAAGAUAGCAGCCGCCAAUCUGCUGUCACAGAGCAAACUGCAAGAUUUCAAAAUGGACACCAGCAGCGACGAUUAUGAACAAAAUAACUGUGACGACUCCGGCACCGACCGCAGCGACGACGAGGACGAGAAAGAGACGCAAAUAAACGACGGCCGCAAUGGCUAUCCCCGUCUCGUUCUAACCGCCGAGGAGCGCCGACUGCUCGCGAAGGAGGGCAUCACUCUGCCGACCAGCUACCCGCUGACCAAGCACGAGGAGAGGGAACUGAAGAGGAUCCGCCGCAAGAUCAGAAAUAAGAUCUCCGCACAGGACUCCAGGAAACGCAAGAAGGAGUAUGUUGAUGGACUCGAAGACAGAGUGAAGCAGUGCACAGCGGAGAACCAGACGCUGAUCAGGAGGAUCAAGAUCCUGCAGUCACAGAACCAGUCCCUCUCGCAGCAGCUGAAGAGACUACAGAGCGUCCUCUCCACGGUGACCGGCGGCGGGAAGUCAGCGCAGCCGGCGACAUGUCUGCUGGUGCUGCUGCUAUCUGUGGCGCUGGUGGCGCUGCCGUCGGUCCGCGACGAGCUGCGCGCGCCCCGCACCGCGCCCGCCGCAGCGCCCGCAGCGCCGCCCGCGCUCACUCGCGCCCUGUUGUCCGCCACAAAAAUGGCGCCCGACGAAACCGUCAUCGACGACGGGGAGUUCAACAUGGACGAGCUCAUCACGUUCAACCGCCAGCACCAUUCCGACCACGACUACCAGGUGGUCAAACACCUGGACUCCAAACCCCUGGACGCCAAACCCCUGCCAGGUGGCUACGUCGACCUCCCUAUAGACGAGGACUGGCCCCCCAGCCUCAAGAAGCGGAUAAAAAAACUGGAAUUCGAUUACGAGGACGGCAAAGACUACAUCCCGCCGAUCAUAAAGGAUGAGAACUACGAGCAUUUGAAGACGGAUAGCAAAAUCGAAGAUUUGAGGAUGGAUAACGAUUUCCUAACGAAUACUCUGCUCUCCACGGGCAGGAAACUCGGCGAAAUGCUCGACUUGUUCCCCCUGAUACCCGUCAAAAAUGAGGAUAUACUGAUCGAGGAGGUAAACGAUUAUGACGCCAGGAAUAUCACCGAAGUCAAGAGUUUCGUCGUCAACGGACCGCUGAGCGAGUUGUAAGGUUACUGUUUAUAUUUUUGUAGGUUGUGUUUAUUUUAAUAUUAAUAACGAAGACAUAAUAUUUUAUUAUUUCCAUUUUUCGAUGAAAUUAUUUUUAUCCUAGGCUAGGGCACGUCGUCGAUAAUUUCCUUUGGAUUGUUUACCAGUAAGGUAUCUUUAUUUUUAUAUAAGUUUAAUAUACAUUAUUAUAAGUUUUACUUUAAGGCAAAAUCGGAUAUUUAUUUUGAAAAGAAAAUAAUAUAUUAUUGCUUCGUAUUUCUAGCAAUUAUAUAAUUUAAGUCGUCGGUUUACGUAGGUUAAGUAUGUUAAGCAUUUCGAUGUUGAUUUGGUGCAAUUUUGACGUUAUUUUGGUACACACUUGCUCGUGAGCGUGUUUUAUGCCUCUAUAUUAAGACUAAGUAUCGAGAGAUGUCGGAUUUAGAAUGAAAUGUUAAUCGAAAUAAAAUGUGAAUUU